CGCGCUCACGUCUGCUUCGCGUCAGCCCUGUGCCGGAAGUGACGUAUCGACGCUGAGGCGUUGUGUAUGCGGAAGUGAUGGACGCGGCUUGUGUUUGUGUUUCUGUAGGAGUCUGACGCGUCGGUGAAGCUGCGUGACGGGAUGUCAGGAUGCUGGAGUCUUAUGUUUCUCCUCUCUUGAUGAGUUAUGUGAACCGCUACAUAAAGAACCUGAAGCCGUCGGACCUGCAGCUGUCAUUAUGGGGCGGAGACGUGGUUCUGAGCAAACUGGACCUGAGACUGGACGUGCUGGAGCAGGAGCUCAAGCUGCCCUUCACCUUCCUGAGCGGCCACAUCCACGAGCUGCGCAUCCACGUGCCCUGGACCAAACUGAGCUCGGAGCCCGUGGUCAUCACCAUCAACACCAUGGAGUGCAUCCUCAAGCUCCGGGACGGAGUCAUGGAUGAUAAUGAAAGCUGUACGUCCAGUUCGACCAAUCCCAGCGCCUCUGAGAGCUCUAAGGCCGCGUCUAAACCUCGACGGGUGCAGCAGGCCCCCAGCGACCCUGACCUGCCCCCAGGGUAUGUGCAGAGCCUGAUUCGGCGAGUGGUGAAUAACGUCAAUAUCGUGGUCAAUAAUCUGAUUCUGAAGUAUGUGGAAGAUGACAUCGUGCUGUCGGUCAACAUCACGUCUGCGGAGUGCUACACGGUGGACGAUCUGUGGGACCGAGCCUUCAUGGACAUCGUUGGUGAGUUUGGUGAAUGAAUGCAGGGUCAGUGC
Carassius carassius (crucian carp) is the source of this 758-nucleotide messenger RNA. It is a transcript of the gene vps13b, whose product is annotated as intermembrane lipid transfer protein VPS13B. The record is from RefSeq and is a predicted model, not a curated record. The coding region runs from base 150 to 743 and encodes 197 amino acids. NCBI's taxonomy places the organism in Eukaryota, Metazoa, Chordata, Actinopteri, Cypriniformes, Cyprinidae. The transcript is spliced from 5 exons.